AUGUUCGAUCAGACAGCAACUUGGGACGAAGGCAAGCCACCUUCCGAUACGAGCAGAGUCUCGCGGCUCUUCGAGCAGCCACUCCAGGACAAGUGGGCCUGCGACGUUUGGGUAAGGCCACAGAGUCAAGAGUUGGGCAAGAUAUACUUAGCAAGAGAGUACGAUGCCAUCGUCAAGUUUCUCGACCCCGAGAUGGCGCGGAAGGGGGAGAGAGCGAUGUAUGUCGAGAUUCAUCUGUUGCCGAAGAAGAUGCAAGAGGUAGAUAGGGUGCUGGGUUGA
This is a messenger RNA of Fulvia fulva, 279 nucleotides long. RefSeq lists its product as uncharacterized. The record is from RefSeq and is a predicted model, not a curated record. Bases 1 to 279 code for a protein of 92 amino acids. The transcript has a single exon. Lineage: Eukaryota; Fungi; Ascomycota; Dothideomycetes; Mycosphaerellales; Mycosphaerellaceae.